AUGAAAACCUACCUGCGGAGGCCGGCGGUGGCCGUGGUGCCGCUGCUCUUGAUCCACCUGGUGACGUUGCGAGCAGGCGGCGCGACCGCGGCGAAAUACCCGGGCGUCAAGCAUUCGGCUCCCGGCAAGAUAAUCCUGGAGGAGGUGAUCAUCAGCGGAAGCGGGAAUAACACUCGGAUAACCGCGAACGCGUUAGCGCAGGAGCCCUCGCAGCUCGGCCGCGAGAUCCUCUCGCUCCUGUCGAAGCGCGAAACAAACCAGCCGCGUGUGACCUCGGAUCAGGAAGUCGGCGAGUCGCGCGUCGUCCACGUCGAGGAUGACGAGGACGAGCUGGAGAGGCUGAAGCGCGUCGUGGCGAAGUACGAGCCGCAGAGGAUCGCCUCGAGGAUAGCCAAGAGGAAAAUCCUGGACGCGCCCGUCGAUAUUCACGAUACACCCGAGAUAAGCGAUAGGAUCGCGGGGUCGACGACGACGGGGUCGACAGCGGACCUCGAGGACACUUAUCACGAGGUAUUGCGCAACAUAUCUCGCGGGAUCUCCCAAUUGGCGGCGGGCAACGCCGGCAUGACGCUGAGCCCGUCGGCGAAGGGUUUGCGACAAGUCCCGAUCCCGGAAGUGACGAUUCGCACGGCGACCGGCGACGGUACGGAGAAGCCGUCGCACCUCGAUCCUCCCCUGUCAGCUUUGAAGAAGAAGAAGCUGUUGCUGAAGAAAUACACGCAACCGAAUCGUGCGACCGCGUCUCCUCCGCCGGAGUCGAAGCCCGACGAGGCGGCCGCUGGUACCGACGAGUCCGCCAAGGGGCAGUUCCACGUGGCGAACGGGAAGCCGAAGCUGAAGAACGGAUCGUCGACCGAGUCGUCGUCGUCGAAUACUUUCCCCGAGCCAACGGAGAAGUCGAAAAAAAGUGCGCAGGAGCGCCUACUACGCGUGCAGAACGCCUUCAACAGCCUUCAGCUGCCGUUGAAGUACAGCAAAGUGCCCCGACCGUUCUCCGCGGCCGCGACCGACCCUCCGCGAUUACUCCACGCGGCCAACUCCGCCGCGAAGAUCGCCACGUCGUACGGGAAGCCGAGCUCCUCUCCGGCGAGCGUCACGCGACAGAUCACUCAGCCCGCUCCGCCGGCCCAAGUCCUGCCGUUGGUCCUGCCGACCGACCUCUUCAGCGUGCCCCCUACGCGCCACUACGUCCCGAUAAAGCGCGCGAAUCGCGAGUUCAGCCAUUCCGACGGGAUCCACACGGCGGCGACGAGCUUCGGAAAUUCACCGGGGGCUGCGGGGAAGGAAGCUGCCGUCCUGGGGAGGCCGACGGAUCGCCCGGCGCCUUACACGAACGUGAUCGCCGCCGCGAAGGUCCCCGUGAAGGUAGCCGCUGACGGCCGCCCGGCACACGUCGUCAUCACGGAGAAUCCCGCGGGAAGUGCUUCGACGACUUACAUCCCCAGCCCGUCGCAUAUCCUGCAGCGACGCAAGGAGCCGCAGGACGUCGCUCCCAGGACGGGGGACACCCUCGGAGUCGCCUACGACGGCGGGUCUGAUCUGAACGCGAACCCCGGCAUCGCGUUGUACGACAAGUUCGCGAGCCUGUACUCGAUACCCACCGCCAACGUGCUGCCGAAGGCGGUCGCCCAGGAUUACAAGAGCUUCAAGCAGCCCUCUUCCGCUCUGCCCUACCCCGCGACCCCGAAGCCCAUCCCUCUGAAGCCCAUUUCGCCCUUGCCGAUCGUCCAGCCGCUCGCGCCCUAUUUCGACAGCAGCUUGUUACGUCACGCUGCCGCGGAACAGCUCGACAAGGGAGACGGCGAAGUGAGCGAACGUCCUCGCGUCUCCGACGAGGGCGACGUGGCCGACGGUAAGAGCGCUCUCGGGGCUCACCGAACUCAGAUCAACCACGGGACUUACGAGGUCCGCGAGGGCGCCAAGGCGACUCAGGAGAUUCGCGAGAAGGAGCAGCGGAAGCAGAACGACGAGGAUCCUUAUCGUCAGCGAACUCGCGACUAUGAGCGUACGGAGGAGUAUCAGGGACGUCGCGAUGAGAAGGAGGACGAUAGGUCCGAGGAUAUCCAGGCGGAGGAGGACGACGAGGAAGACGCGGGUGAAACGCGGGAGGGCGAAUACCAGAGCAAUAAUAGUCGGGCGAACAAAGAAGACGAAGACGAGAAGCGAGGUGAUCGGUUCGACAAGUACGGCCGAGAUGAUUCCGAGGAGGAGCUGCGGCGUAAGAAACAACGUUACAGCGUCGAGAGGUACGACGGUCCGGGAUACAACGGGGACGAGGAGAGCGCGGACGACGGGGAAUAUCGGCGAGAUCGCGGAAACGAGGAGCACGAGGACGCUUCCGAGGACGAGUUGGUGGUCGCUCGACGCUCCAAGGACCAGAGUGAGAAGCAGGGUGGGAAGUACCAGAAGAAACGGAUCGAGAAAGACGACAAGCGGAAGUAUUACAGUCACCUGACCAGCCCGCGAGCGGAUACUCAUCUUCGAGCGCAGCAGGAGGAAUACGACGAGACUAAUCCCAAGCAGGUCCGCGAAAAGUAUCAGCACCGGCAACGUGUCAAAGAUCAUCAGCGUGAUCCGGAGCAAGGUAACGGCGACAAGGGUCACGGUGACGAGGAGGGACGUGAUCACGUGCACGGCGAGACCAAGGAACACGCUCACAAGCACGAGGAGCAUCACGAUGACAAGAAGCACGGGGGAGACCACAAGUUCGAAGCGGGCGAAGGCGGGGAACACGAGAAAGAACAUCACAGCCAUGACGGAGAAAAAGGAGACAAGGGCUACAAAGUCUGGCAUGAGCAUGAGAAAGCGGCGAAAGGACACCAUGAUAAGGAGCACUCCAACAAGGAGUACGACGAGAAGGACGGUAAGGAGAAGAAACACGAAGAAGAGGGUGGGUACCACGAGGAGCAUCAUCACGGUGAAAAGGGGGAGAAGGCGGCCGAGUUCGACGAAAAGGGCGAACAUCAGAAGGGGCACAGCACGAAGGGCGAGCACUCGGUGCACAAGAAGGAUGAAUACGAGAAGAAGACGGAAUUCUUCGACGAGUUCCACGAGGACGGCGGCUCGGAGAAGCACGGCGAACACCAUCACGGGCACGAGUCGAAGAAGGGCGGCCACGAGAAGAAGGCGCAUCAUGACGCCGCGGAUCACGAGGAGAAACACGGCAAGAAGCACAAGUACGAGAAGGGCGGCCACCAUCACGAGCACAAGGGCCAUAAAGUCCACGAGGGCCACGAUCAUCAUUACGAUCACGGUCACAAGCAUGGCGAGAAGGGGGGCCACGAGCGCGGCAAGAAGUGGAGCUUCAAGAAGGGCGGCGACGGCGGUCACAAACACGAACGUUGA
Dinoponera quadriceps is the source of this 3345-nucleotide messenger RNA. RefSeq lists its product as uncharacterized. The transcript has 5 exons. The record is from RefSeq and is a predicted model, not a curated record. Lineage: Eukaryota; Metazoa; Arthropoda; Insecta; Hymenoptera; Formicidae. The coding region runs from base 1 to 3345 and encodes 1114 amino acids.